GACUGAGUCUGUAAAAAGAACGUGGCUUUAAAGACUCAAUGCUUUUCUUUACCGUUUGCAUGUAAACGCUCAUUUCCCAAUAAAUAAACACUACAGUCCGAAUUUGACAGAUGUUCAAGAAUUUGUGUUUCGUGAUUCUGUUUGUCUCGAUUGGCUGGGGAGACUGCAUCGGCGGAAGUGAACGUUUCGUUUCAAUCCGGGGCCGUUUCCAGGGAGGAAGGUAUAUUUUUGUUUGCUACAGGUCACUCCACACUGCAAAUUUACAGAUCCCAAUGGCUCUUCCACAGCAGCCAACAACACUGGGCUCAGGUCUGGAGUCCCAGCCACUGGUCGCCACAGUCAGCGGCAACGUCCAGAAAUAUGCCAUGAAGAAAAAGAAAGUUCUGAAUGCAGAGGAGACAGACCUGUUUGAGCUCACACAGGCUGCAGGCAUUGCUAUGGAUCAGGAGGUCUUCAAGAUCAUUGUGGAUCUGUUAAAGAUGAAUGUGGCCCCCCUUGCAGUUUUCCAGAUGCUCAAAGCAAUGUGUGCUGGACAGAGAAUUGCUGACACCUCCACAGGAGAGAGUUCCUCCACUGGGAUACAGAACGCCACGUCGGAGUCCAGAGUAGAAGAAUCAUUUGUCUCUGCCAAGAACAGUAAAAUCCCUGCACCACUCUCCUUUUCCUCUUCCCUUCGGCCUCCAAGACUAACCACUAAGAUGGUGGUCUGCAGUCCUGCUGAUGCUUGCUCGCCUCUCUCUCAAGGUCCCCCUGGUUCCUUCCAGUAUUCUUGCUGCCUGUUCGCACCCUUUACAGCGAGAAACAAGCCAAGCCCUGUUGUGUGUGGCAGCCAGGUCCCAGCAGAGAGGAGUGGGCGUGACGGCUCCAGCCAGCGGGCUCCUCGUCAGCCCAGCGCCUCCAGGCUGCACAAGUCUGGGAAAAGCACAGGCAGCAGCGGCUUGCAGCACAGCUCCAGUUAAUUACAGCACACCGUCCAGCUCUGCGCUGCAACGGUCUGUCCCAUGACUGGCACAAGACAUUUCUAUAGGACAAUACGUCAGCAUUUAAAAAAAAUAAAAACAUAUUAAACAGAGUGUUUAAAAACAAAUCCCUUAGGUCGGUGUUGCCUAGCCAGUUACGUUCAAGUCAGUAUUUUGACAGCAUGUUGUAUAACGGCACAAGGAGAGUUCAAUUAGAUGAAUAAAACAACUGUAACAGGAAAAACAAACUAGCUGUAAAGAGAUUUGUUUUUGCUGGUUGUAAUUCUGUUGCUUCAUAGUUGCACCUCUUGUCAUUAUUCCACACUUCUACACCAGUGAUUCCAGACUGGGGACAGCAACAUAGACAGAAAUAUUGCUAAAAUUACCCAGACACCAGACAAUGCAUUGUUCCCCAGGCCCAGGGAGCAGUUUAUUUAUAUAAAUGCUUCUGUUAUGUUCUUGUGGUUUUUUAUUUUGUUUGUUUGUUUUUCAAAGCAACACAAAGUUGAUGUUAACUCAAUCAUAUAUUUAUAAGCUUUCUUGAGAGGCAGGUGUAGAGGGAAGAUUGACUGAAUACAAGGUACAAGCAAUGUUACAUGUGUGGGUUUCUGUCGGUCUGAAUGCUGGCUUACACCUUGUGACUGGGAUGGCUCUCCCAGUAUAUAGAUGGAUGGGACGGGAGUGUAGAGGAGCAGGAACAAAGCGGCUGAACUAUAAACAACCAGUCCAAUCACUAAUCACGGGCUAUAGUCAGUGAAACGGAGCGAGGCUGUCUUGACACUGUCAAAGAGGUGUGGACUGCUGGACAAACUGGACGCUUGUCUAAAUGAAUAAAUAACUUGUGGAAACGGGACCAUGUUAAACCUUUGUGUUUUUACAUUCAAUGCAUUUUCUUUUACACUUUUAGCAUUUUGUUUGUCUUUUUACAUGGAACGCUGGACAGUUACUUCAAAAUACUGGGAACAUGCAGGAGGCAGUGACUUGUUUAAAGAGCACAAUGUUUAGGGGUUUCUUUGAUUCACAUUAUUGCUCCUUUACAGUUUUGCUUUAUAUUAGUUUGUUAUGUAUACUGGUUUGCAGUUUUCACUUAAUUGUGUUUGUGUGCCACAUUUGUGGGUAUGUGGUUUUGAUAGUUUCAUUGGUUCUUUUGGUCACUGUGGUGGUUACAACUAACUGCCUUUAGGGGUCCCUUGCUGUGUUGUCCCAGAUUUGGUUUUAGGUUUGCUGCCCAGCGUAGCUGCCUUGCAUUUGAGUGUUUGUACAUUUUAUGUUCAUUUUUGCUUAAUAAAGACCCUUGAAUAUUA
Polyodon spathula (Mississippi paddlefish) is the source of this 2263-nucleotide messenger RNA. It is a transcript of the gene mzt2b, whose product is annotated as mitotic spindle organizing protein 2B. Lineage: Eukaryota; Metazoa; Chordata; Actinopteri; Acipenseriformes; Polyodontidae. Gene Ontology annotation, cellular component: spindle; centrosome. The record is from RefSeq and is a predicted model, not a curated record. The transcript is spliced from 5 exons. The coding region runs from base 111 to 959 and encodes 282 amino acids.